Molecule: messenger RNA, 1678 nt
Organism: Dissoconium aciculare CBS 342.82
Lineage: Eukaryota; Fungi; Ascomycota; Dothideomycetes; Mycosphaerellales; Dissoconiaceae
Product: Ribophorin I
Exons: 2
Coding region: 1-1503 (500 amino acids)
Cellular component (GO): oligosaccharyltransferase complex; membrane
Source: RefSeq, a predicted model, not a curated record
AUGAAAUUAUUACAAUGGGCCGCCCUCGGCCUGACGAGCGCUGUCGCUGCAGUAUCGAACGAGUCGUCACAAUCGCGCAACCUUCUCUCAACGCCAUUCAGCCCUCCACAGACUUUCCGAAAUGUCCACCUGGUCCGGAGUAUCAACCUGGAGAAGAGCUAUGCGAAAGAGUUGACUUAUGUUGUGAUUGAGAAUGUCUCCAAGGAGCCUCAGCAGGAGUACUACCUACCGUUCGAUGUCUCCACUCUGGGCCGGAUCGGUGGUCUCGAGGUCAAGGACAAGAACCAACCGCAACAACCGGGAUUCGUCAUCGACGUUGUCGGCACCGAUCCUGUCAGCUCCACAGAAUACUACAAGGUCACGCUACCAUUUCCGCUGGCGCCUAAUGACCAGAGCACACUCGCCAUCUCAUACUUCAUCCUAUCUGCCCUGGAACCUCUCCCGGCCAAGAUCGAACAGUCCGCAAAGCAAUACGUCCUGCACAAAUUCUCCGCCUUUGCGCCCAGCGCAUACACUACGGUCAAGCAGAAGACCAAGCUCAAGCUACCAACUACGGACGUGCCCAACGCUGUCACUCUUCCCGCUUCAUUGAACGCUGAGGGUAAGGAGGACCCGCAAAAGCAAGGUACCACAUACACCUACGGUCCUUACGGAGAGCAGCCGGCUGGUGCCGUGCAGGAGGUCAGCGUGCGAUAUGAGUACACCAAGCCACUUACACAUGCAACGCUGCUGGAGCGCGAUGUUGAGAUCAGCCAUUGGGGCGGCAACAUCGCGACUGAGGAGCGAUUCUGGUUGACCAACCGAGCUGCCACUCUCAAGAACCAAUUCUCUCGGCUGCAGUUCCAGCAAACUGCCUACUACAAUCCCCCAUCGUCGGCAUUAAAGGAGCUGCGUUUCCCUCUGGUGGCAGGUAGCAUCGACCCAUACUUCAUCGACGACAUUGGAAACGUGACCACCUCCCACUUCCGCGCUAAUGCACGCGAGUCGAACCUCGAGAUCAAGCCUCGAUACCCCAUGUACGGAGGCUGGAACUACUCCUUCCGCGUCGGCUGGAACAGCGACUUGAAGGCCUUUGUCCGCAAGCUUUCCGACUCCGUCGCUCCUGACAGCUACGUGCUCAAGGUACCAUUCUUUGAAGGGCCCAAGCAGAGCGAGGGCAUUGAGUACGAGCGCAUCGUUUCUCGUAUUAUUCUGCCCGAAGGCGCGACUAAUGUCCAAUUCGAGACAACCCUCCCCUACAUCUCCUCAUCCGUCACUCUCCACAAGACUUUCAUGGAUACCCUCGGCCGCACAACUCUGACCAUUACCGCGAUCAAUGUUGUCGACGACCUUCGCGACCGUGACCUCAUUGUCCGAUACUCUUACCCAUUCGCGGCUCGUCUCCGCAAGCCCUUGAUCUUCUUCGCCGGUCUGGCGACCUUGUUGGUUGUGAGCUGGGUGGUAGGAAACCUGGAUGUGAGCAUCGGCAGGAAGGAAAAGGGCUUAUUGAAGAAGAGAGCAUAGAUGCGAUUGACUAGGCCUAUCUCGGGUCGAGAUGAAUUGGUGCGCCCUCUCUCAUUAUCUUGCGCGCUUGUAUUUCGUGAGUAUCUCAUGUAGCCAUACAAAUGAUCAUGAUAGACAACGUUCACCGUGCAUGUUGUUCACUCACCGCACAAAUAUGCCCAAACGGAAAAGCUCG